Messenger RNA from Aplosporella prunicola CBS 121167, 1269 nucleotides. RefSeq lists its product as uncharacterized. The transcript is spliced from 7 exons. NCBI's taxonomy places the organism in Eukaryota, Fungi, Ascomycota, Dothideomycetes, Botryosphaeriales, Aplosporellaceae. The coding region runs from base 1 to 1269 and encodes 422 amino acids. The record is from RefSeq and is a predicted model, not a curated record.
AUGACAUUUGCUAUCCUGUUUUUUCAAUUUAUCCUGCGGCACGGCGUGCCUCCCCCCACAAAGAAGGGAAGCUGCCUGCCUGCCCGGGCUGUCUUGCUUGUGCCGGAGCACAAUGUUCCUUCCCUGACACAAGGCUGGCUCUCUCAACCUCUCCACUCCGACGUCACUGGCUCUCGGCCGCUUCUGCGUUUCACUCCAUCUGGAGACUUGUGUCGCUUACCUACUCGCGUGGUUGCCGCUUUGCAACUUACGCGUCCUUGUACCAUGGCGGAGAAAGACCAUUGGAACAAAAAAGUGAGGAAGGAGUAUGUCCAGAAAGCACUUCGGGUCGUUCAGCCGCAGCCAGAGUAUCCUUCGGAAAAGGCCCUCCAUGAUUACGUCCAUGAGGUCCUGUCCAACAGCGAGAAAUUUCCUUUGCCGAGUUUUGCAGCGUUCACGCGGGAGAGUAUCCUUAAUGUCCUCACAGUGGAUGUUCAAAGGCGCUUGGUGGCGAGUAGCCAGACGAGGGUUACGGCUGCUCCUAUGACGAUUGGAUCUGUUAAGGAGGAGGAGAAGGUAAUGAAUACGGCGCCGCAACAAGUGCGCCCGGAACUCGAGAGGGAACAAAUUAAAUGCGCUGAAGCUCUGAAGCUUAUAAGCUCCGCACAGCAGCUCCUCGACGACGCACUGAAGAUUCUGCAAUCUUGCUCGACGCAACCCCACGAAGAAGUUCACAGCAAAAGACAUGACACCGUCAACAGCAAGCAGGCAAAUUCGGCGGACAAAUACCACUCCACCCCUACCUCGAUCUUGCCGGAAACCUCGACCUCCACCAACCAAGAUUUUCACAUCAAGGACUACGAUCCUACAGUUUCCAAAUCGGGUGCUGGGAUUCACAAGCAGUCGAAUGCUGGAUCUCGUGCUGGUUCGCAUGCUUCGAUUCACUCACUGGGGAAAAAGCGCAAACAGGACGCGGUAAUGGACACUGGAGACAAAUCGGCAAUCACCACUGUCAAGAAGGGGCCAUCUUCUCCGGUUGACUUAUUACAGCCCAGAAAGAAAAGUCGUCCGCAUAAGAAGAAACAGUUCAUUAAAAAAGAGGCUGAGCAACAAUCCAACGAGUCUACUCAACUUCGAGCACAACUACCAAUACUUGUCUCGAUUCCAAAAAUGGCCGGCGACGUCUCAGUAUAUUGCUCAGAUGCACAUCAUGAUAUACAAUCAACGACAACGCUUCCUAAGUCUCUUUACAAUUCGAAAGCUUCAUCCGGUAGACUUGUCAACCUGUGA